UUGCUGGACUCUAAAGCACAACAGACAGAGUUGGAAUGGAUUUCCUCUCCUCCCAAUGGGUGGGAAGAAAUUAGUGGACUGGAUGAAAACUACACUCCUAUACGAACAUACCAGGUAUGCCAGGUGAUGGAAUCAAACCAAAACAACUGGCUUCGGACUAACUGGAUUGCAAAAAGCAAUGCACAAAGGAUUUUUGUAGAACUGAAAUUCACUCUGAGGGAUUGUAACAGUCUUCCUGGAGUUCUGGGGACUUGUAAAGAAACUUUUAACUUGUAUUAUUAUGAAACAGACUACGACACUGGCAGGAAUAUCCGAGAAAACCAAUAUGUAAAAAUAGACACUAUUGCAGCAGAUGAAAGUUUUACCCAGGGUGAUCUUGGGGAGAGAAAAAUGAAACUUAACACAGAGGUGAGAGAAAUUGGACCUUUGUCCAAAAAAGGAUUCUAUCUUGCAUUUCAGGAUGUAGGGGCCUGUAUUGCUUUGGUCUCUGUCAAAGUCUACUACAAGAAGUGCUGGUCCAUCAUUGAGAACUUAGCUAUUUUUCCUGACACAGUGACUGGCUCAGAGUUUUCCUCUUUAGUUGAAGUACGAGGAACUUGCGUCAGCAGUGCAGAGGAGGAGGCGGAGAACUCGCCGAAGAUGCACUGCAGCGCAGAGGGAGAAUGGUUAGUGCCUAUUGGAAAAUGUAUCUGCAAAGCGGGAUACCAGCAAAAAGGCGACACGUGUGAACCUUGCGGCCGUGGGUUCUACAAAUCCUCCUCACAAGAUCUGCAGUGCUCCCGCUGCCCUACUCACAGCUUCUCUGACAAGGAAGGAUCUUCAAGAUGCGAUUGUGAAGAUAGCUAUUAUAGAGCACCUUCUGAUCCACCAUAUGUCGCGUGCACAAGACCUCCAUCUGCACCACAGAACCUCAUUUUCAAUAUCAACCAGACUACCGUGAGUUUGGAGUGGAGUCCUCCUGCUGACAAUGGGGGAAGAAAUGAUGUGACCUACCGCAUUUUGUGCAAGAGGUGCAGCUGGGAGCAGGGCGAAUGUGUUCCCUGUGGGAGUAACAUUGGAUAUAUGCCCCAGCAAACUGGAUUAGUAGAUAACUAUGUCACUGUCAUGGACCUGCUAGCUCACGCUAACUACACGUUUGAAGUUGAAGCUGUGAAUGGGGUUUCUGACUUGAGUCGUUCCCAGAGGCUUUUUGCAGCUGUCAGUAUUACCACCGGUCAAGCAGCUCCCUCGCAAGUUAGUGGAGUAAUGAAAGAGAGAGUGCUGCAGAGGAGCGUGGAGCUUUCCUGGCAGGAACCAGAGCAUCCCAAUGGAGUCAUUACUGAAUAUGAAAUCAAGUAUUAUGAGAAAGAUCAAAGGGAGAGGACCUAUUCAACAGUGAAAACCAAGUCCACUUCAGCUUCUAUUAAUAACCUAAAGCCAGGAACAGUGUAUGUUUUCCAGAUUCGUGCUUUUACUGCUGCCGGUUAUGGAAAUUACAGCCCCAGACUAGACGUUGCCACACUAGAAGAAGCCACAGCCACGGCUGUUUCCAGUGAACAGAAUCCUGUUAUUAUCAUAGCUGUGGUUGCUGUGGCAGGAACCAUCAUUCUGGUCUUCAUGGUGUUUGGAUUCAUCAUUGGGCGGAGGCACUGUGGCUAUAGCAAAGCUGAUCAAGAAGGGGAUGAAGAGCUUUACUUUCAUUUUAAAUUUCCAGGCACCAAAACCUACAUUGACCCUGAAACCUACGAGGACCCAAAUAGAGCUGUCCAUCAAUUCGCCAAGGAGCUAGAUGCCUCUUGUAUUAAAAUUGAGCGUGUGAUUGGUGCAGGAGAGUUUGGUGAAGUGUGCAGUGGACGUCUAAAGCUUCCUGGCAAGAGAGAUGUUGCAGUAGCCAUAAAAACUCUGAAAGUUGGCUACACUGAAAAGCAAAGGAGAGAUUUCCUGUGUGAAGCAAGCAUCAUGGGACAGUUUGACCACCCCAAUGUUGUUCACUUAGAAGGGGUCGUUACCAGAGGGAAACCAGUCAUGAUUGUAAUAGAAUACAUGGAGAAUGGGGCCUUAGAUGCAUUUCUUAGGAAACAUGAUGGGCAAUUUACAGUCAUUCAGCUAGUGGGAAUGUUGAGAGGAAUUGCUGCUGGAAUGAGAUAUUUGGCCGAUAUGGGAUAUGUACACAGGGAUCUUGCAGCACGCAAUAUUCUUGUCAACAGCAACCUUGUUUGUAAAGUGUCAGACUUUGGCCUUUCCAGAGUUAUAGAGGAUGAUCCAGAGGCUGUCUACACUACUACCGGUGGAAAAAUUCCAGUGAGAUGGACAGCUCCAGAGGCCAUCCAGUACCGCAAAUUUACAUCGGCCAGUGAUGUGUGGAGUUACGGAAUAGUGAUGUGGGAAGUAAUGUCUUAUGGAGAACGGCCUUACUGGGACAUGUCAAAUCAAGAUGUUAUAAAAGCAAUUGAAGAAGGCUAUCGUUUGCCAGCACCCAUGGAUUGCCCAGCAGGACUGCACCAGCUGAUGUUAGACUGUUGGCAGAAGGAACGUGGUGAAAGACCAAAGUUUGAGCAGAUAGUUGGUAUUCUGGAUAAAAUGAUUAGAAACCCAAACAGCUUGAAAACCCCACUGGGAACCUGUAGCAGACCAAUUAGCCCUCUUCUGGACCAGAACACUCCCGAUUUUACCACUUUCUGCUCCGUAGGCGAAUGGUUACAAGCUAUUAAGAUGGAAAGAUAUAAGGAUAAUUUCACAGCAGCAGGCUACAACUCUCUUGAAUCAGUUGCCAGGAUGACUAUUGAAAUCAAAAACAUGCCAGGUGCUUUGCAAAACAGAGAACAAGAAAAAUCCCUUUCCAGAAGAGAUGACAGCCUGAAUAGAAAUGACAUAAUGGCAGGAGACAAAGGAAGCAGAAAGGGGAAGCAAAACAAGAGUUAUAACCAUAAGAUCAUGAGAUUGGUUUGGAGGCACAGUGAACGCUAUGAGGCAUUUUUUUAA
Molecule: messenger RNA, 2961 nt
Organism: Egretta garzetta (little egret)
Lineage: Eukaryota; Metazoa; Chordata; Aves; Pelecaniformes; Ardeidae
Gene: EPHA7
Product: EPH receptor A7
Exons: 16
Coding region: 127-2961 (944 amino acids)
Biological process (GO): cell surface receptor protein tyrosine kinase signaling pathway; protein phosphorylation; axon guidance
Cellular component (GO): plasma membrane; neuron projection
Molecular function (GO): ATP binding; protein binding; transmembrane-ephrin receptor activity
Source: RefSeq, a predicted model, not a curated record